Messenger RNA from Penicillium waksmanii, 315 nucleotides. Its product is annotated as mitochondrial 54S ribosomal protein bL32m. The record is from RefSeq and is a predicted model, not a curated record. Gene Ontology annotation, molecular function: structural constituent of ribosome. Bases 1 to 315 code for a protein of 104 amino acids. Gene Ontology annotation, biological process: translation. The transcript is spliced from 2 exons. NCBI's taxonomy places the organism in Eukaryota, Fungi, Ascomycota, Eurotiomycetes, Eurotiales, Aspergillaceae. Gene Ontology annotation, cellular component: mitochondrial large ribosomal subunit.
AUGGCUCUUCGUCUUUUCGCCCCGGCGCCCCUGCGCAUGUCGCCCUCCAUUCUCCCCUUUGCAUUCGCCCUCCCCAUCUCCAUCACCAUCCCUCCGCUCCUCGCCGAUCUCUGGGAAUCCGUCCUCCGCGCCGUCCCCAAGAAGAAGACCUCCCACAUGAAGAAGCGCCACCGUCAAAUGGCCGGAAAGGCCCUGAAGGAUGUCCAGUCUCUGAACAAAUGCCCAGGAUGUGGUCAGAUCAAGCGCGCCCACUUGUUGUGUCCUCACUGUGUGAGAGAUAUCAGGGACUCGUGGAAGACGGCGCAGACCGCAUAA